UCUUCAUCUUGUUCAGUCACCUCAGACAUGUAACAUAAAUAUAUAUAUACUUUGAUACAAUCGCAAAAAAUCGAUAGAAAAAUGUUCAGUGAAAAUGCAAAAGCAUUUUGCAUUGAAAAUCUUCUGGGCCUAGAUUUGCGAAACUGUAAGCAAAAUGGCAAUUCCUGUGACGGGGUUGGAGAAAUUUGUCCCGUCCCAGGCCAGGGGACUCAGUGUGUUCAUAAUUCUUCACAGAUCGUUCAUGAUGAUACCCAUUCUAAAAACAUUUCGAUAGAGCUUUGUCAGAGUGACUUGUGGCAUUCAUUCCACGCUCUUGGAACAGAGAUGAUAAUUACCAAGUCGGGGAGGCGAAUGUUUCCUGCAGUCCGGUGCAAAGUUCAUGGUUUAGAUCCCAAAUCCAAGUACAGAGUUUACAUAGACUUUGUUCAGCUAGACAGACACAAGUACCGAUACGUGUAUCACAGUUCCAAAUGGAUGGUAUCUGGUACAGGUGAUAACAUGUUUAAACCACAGAAAUACUCACACCCAGAUUGUCCCAUGGACGGCAAUCUUCUCAACUCACAGAUCAUAUCUUUUGAAAGGUUAAAACUUACUAACAACGAGAGAUCAAGGAAUGGUCAGGUUUCGUUAUUGUCAAUGCAGAGAUUUCUUCCUAGAGUACAUGUUGAGCGACUAUCUAUGGAAAACAUUCCCGAGGAACAUUUUGUCACAUCCUUUCCACAGACAUCUUUUAUGGCUGUUACAGCCUAUCAAAAUCAAGAGAUAACUCGUUUGAAGAUAGCCAGAAACCCGUUUGCCAAAGGUUUUAGAGAGUCCGGUAAAAACAGGAGCUCACUGGAAGCAAUGAUUGAGUGCUAUGGAUUACAGUUUGCGGAGAAUGAAAUAAACCGUAGUUGUCCCAAAAAUGAAAGCAAACUAGUAGAACAAGGAUAUCCAAGUCCAAUAUUUACUGUUUCGUCAUUAAGUGAUGAACUACCAACAGACGUUUUACUAAAAAAUAGACUGACUACAGACAAUGUUGGUAGAACUUUUUCGCCAGACUUUGGUAUCAAACCUACUUUCAACACAUUUUUCAGUCAGGAGGUUCCAAGAGUUACAUACGAUUUCUGUGGUAAAAGUGCAAGUGCUUUAAAAAAGGAAAAUAGUCAUUCCAUUGCAGAUACAGACAGUUUCCUUCACCAUAAUGUACGUUAUUCCCCGUACUCUGACACUUCAUAUUACAGUCAUUCAGUCAAACCGAGACUUAAAGUUUUCCAUUACGAUGUUUGUUGAUACAGUUGGGUAGAUGCAUUGUUGCGCGUUGUUUACAUCAUCGCACUGAAUGUUUUCAUGUUAAGACGAUAGCAUAAUAUUGAUGUUACUGUUUAAAUUUUGAGGUCACUCUUUUUUCUAUUAUGUUAAAACAUUUUGAGAACCGGUGUAUUGGGUUUUUAUAAAGUCAGUUAUAUUUGGUAUCCAUUUUUAUAAGCGUUUGCGCAUCUGAAUUCCUUAGAGAUUAUUUAGACCCCUCAGACAUUGUUUAUUUACUUUGAAACUUUGACGGGUAUAUUUUGUCCGGCAGAAGAACAGGGAUGACAAUAACUUGAUAACCCAGUCAACCUUUAGGAUUUAUUUUUAUAGAAUGUUUAGAUGCAAGCUAUGAACCUACAAUGUUCUCCGAAUUUUUCCACGUAACUUGCAAGUGAAUAGUUCGACCUCAUUGAAUUCGUAUUCAUGUGAACUUUAAUUUAACCUCUUAGCUUGGGAUGGAUAACACGUGAAUUGUAUGUGUACAGUUUUUCAAAGGAAGAGAAUGUCAACAUUGAAAGUGAAACAACGGUAAAUCAUUUGAUUGACUGAUUCGAUCCACAAAUAAACAUUUUAAUACUUAUAAAAACGAUGAUAAUCAUUAAUUUUGUAUCUGUAAUAUGAUAUUAAAUAGACUUAUAAUAAUUCAA
Molecule: messenger RNA, 1937 nt
Organism: Mytilus trossulus (common blue mussel)
Lineage: Eukaryota; Metazoa; Mollusca; Bivalvia; Mytilida; Mytilidae
Product: T-box transcription factor TBX18-like
Exons: 8
Coding region: 82-1272 (396 amino acids)
Biological process (GO): regulation of transcription by RNA polymerase II; positive regulation of DNA-templated transcription; cell fate specification
Cellular component (GO): nucleus
Molecular function (GO): DNA-binding transcription factor activity, RNA polymerase II-specific; RNA polymerase II cis-regulatory region sequence-specific DNA binding
Source: RefSeq, a predicted model, not a curated record